Molecule: messenger RNA, 1309 nt
Organism: Tarenaya hassleriana
Lineage: Eukaryota; Viridiplantae; Streptophyta; Magnoliopsida; Brassicales; Cleomaceae
Exons: 12
Coding region: 62-1084 (340 amino acids)
Cellular component (GO): chloroplast
Source: RefSeq, a predicted model, not a curated record
AGUGAAUAAAAUAAAAAUUAAAAAGAACACAGGAAGAAGUAGAGGAGGAAAAACAAAAGGAAUGGCUGCGGCGGGGAUUCUCCUGAACAAUAUCUCACAAUCCCAGCUUCUGCGCCCAGCUUCUUCUUCUUCUUCUCCACGAAGCAGACCUGUUCGAGCCCUAGUCAUGGUCAAAGCCUCUUCAGAACCGUCGGAGACCGCUUCCGUGUCGACGAGCACCAAAGAGGAACCAGGAGCCGUGUUCGCUGCUCCCUCCGGAUUCAGUCCACCGGACCCGAAGCCCUUCGCCAUUAAAUCCGGAAAAACCUUGGACGUAUUGGGUGCUUCCCUCGGAUUGCUUUUCCGAUUCGCCACUGGGGUUUUCGUUUCUGGGUAUUCUGCGUCUUUUGUGUCCAAGGAUGAGAUUCCGGCCGACCAAUAUGCUUUAAAAUUAGGGGGUCGCGCGGUAAAGGAAACUGCAAAGUUGGGCCCUCGCCCGGAGAAACCUAUUGAGAUAUACGAGUUUGAGAGCUGCCCUUUCUGCCGGAAGGUUAGAGAAAUUGUUGCUGUUUUGGACCUCGACAUUCUGUUCUAUCCUUGCCCAAAAGGAGGUCCAAAUUUCCGUCCAAAGGUUGUUCAGAUGGGUGGAAAACAGCAGUUUCCUAUACAGGUUGACCCAAACACAGGAGUUGCCAUGUAUGAAUCAGACGAAAUCAUCAAGUAUCUGACCGAGAAAUACGGAGAUGGAAAUGUUCCUUUAAGUCUGUCACUUGGCCCCUUAACGACUAUAACAGCAGGCCUUUCAGCAAUUGGUCGUAUAGGAAAGGGCAGCUCUUACGUUCCAUCAAAGCUACCACCCAAGCCGCUUGAACUAUGGGCAUACGAGGGUUCCCCAUUCUGCAAGCUUGUGCGUGAGGUACUUGUUGAACUGGAGUUACCUCACAUUCAACGCAGCUGUGCCCGAGGCAGCCUCAAGCGGCAAACGUUGUACAAGAAAGCUGGACACUUUCAGGUUCCCUACCUAGAAGAUCCAAACACUGGUGUCCAAAUGUUUGAGAGUGCAGACAUCAUAGAGUAUCUCAAAGCAACUUAUGCUUCUGCCUAAAUCUCAUCCUCAGGAUAGGCGGAUAUACAUACAACCAUGUGUGUGUAGAGUUACAGUGUUGUUGAAUAUAGAUAUGUACCUGGCACUCUGAGCCAACUUACAUUUAUAGAUGUCAAAAUAGGUCAACCAACAAUAAUAAUAAAAAUAAAUGGGUUGUUAUAAAUAAAUGGUGGAGUUCACGGUUAUUGUUCAACCGUCAAGUACUAUUCAGCCUUCGAGGUAUUA